Dinoponera quadriceps is the source of this 5604-nucleotide messenger RNA. Its product is annotated as multidrug resistance-associated protein 4-like. The record is from RefSeq and is a predicted model, not a curated record. Gene Ontology annotation, biological process: transmembrane transport. The transcript has 20 exons. Lineage: Eukaryota; Metazoa; Arthropoda; Insecta; Hymenoptera; Formicidae. Gene Ontology annotation, molecular function: ATP hydrolysis activity; ABC-type transporter activity; ATP binding. Gene Ontology annotation, cellular component: membrane. Bases 815 to 5032 code for a protein of 1405 amino acids.
UCUUAGGAGAGGGUUUAUGCCCAAUAAGCAAACUUUUAGCAGUUUGACGACAAAUUAGUAGCAGAUUUCAGUAGGAUGGACAGAUCUAUAGUCAUCUGUGUCCACAAUCUACUGUUGUUCUGUCGACAGUGCCUGCUGACAGACUCUGAUAGUAAAAUGGUGGUAAAAAGUCCUAUUUCGUUGAAAAAUAUUUCUUUAAUGGCACCCAAAUAAGUGGACGCCCAAAUGAGAUGACGACUCCAGAAAUGAUAUAAAAAAUCAACAAAUCGUUAUGAAUAACCGUUGAUUGAAACUACGUGAGAUAGCAGAAAUAGUGGGCAUCUCUUCUGAACGUGUGCAUAAUAUCUUACACGGACAUUUGGACACGAAGAAAUUGUGCUCGCCAUGGGUGCCAUGAUUGUUCAUAUUGGACCAUAAACAAUAUUGAAUGGAUCUUUCAGCCAAGUGUUUGCAACGUUUCAAGUGCAAUUCAAAAAAAUCUUUUGUGCCGACUCAUAACAGUUGAUGAAAUUUGAGUUCACGAUUACAUAUCUGAAAAUCAAGGAGCAACUGAAGCAAAUACAUCGAGUCACCGUCGCCAAAGAAAACAAAGUCGAUUUCAACAGCUGGCAAGAAGAAUAACAUAACGUAUUUUCUGACGUCCGUUUGUGUAUUCAAGAUAAAAGAUGGUUGUCGUCGUCUUUCGUUAUAUAUCAGCACUAACAUUGAUAAUCGGAGGCGAUAUGAAAAGCAGCGAUCAGUCUCCUUCUGGCAGCCUGAAGCGUAACUGUUUUUGUGUGAUUUUCUCUCUCUGAGUUCAGUAGUGGAGUUCACAAUGAAUAAGGAUUCAGAUAACAUGAAGCAGAACCCCAAGGAAACUGCGAAUAUCUUCAGUCAGAUCUUUAUCUGGUGGCCGAAGGAAUUAUUAAUAAAAGGCAUGAAGAAGGAUUUGGAGGAAUCGGAUAUUUACCGGCCUCUAAAGAUAGACCGCUCUGCAAAAGCGACAGACCUUCUGGAAAAACACUGGAAUCGCGAGAAGCAGAACGAUCGACCGAGAUUGUACAAAGCGAUCUGUCGCGCCUUUUGGCUAUCAUACAUUACUGUUGGAAUCUACAUGGCCAUCCAGGCUUUUGUGCUGCGUGUGAUGCAGCCGAUUCUACAGGGUUGGAUAAUCAAAUAUUUCCACAGCAAACCAAACGAACCGAAUAGAGUCACCAAGAACGAUGCAUUGAUUUACAGCGCCUGUCUUAUUAUAAACUUGAUCAUCUCCGUCAUUAUGAUGAAUAAUUCAAAUAUGAUAUCGCUACAAGUCGGAAUGAGAAUACGCAUCGCUUGCAGUUCACUGAUCUACAGAAAACUGCUACGGCUGAAUAGAACGUCCCUGAACCAAACCAGCACUGGACAAAUCGUAAAUCUUCUUAGCAAUGACGUUCUUCGCUUCGAUCAGGUGGCGCAAUUCCUGCACUACGUAUGGAUCAUGCCUAUUCAGAUCAUGUUGGUGACGUAUAUAAUGUGGCAGAGGGCCGGCAUUUCGUGCUUCGUCGGCGUUGGAUUACUGUUGUUUAUCACUUUACCGAUUCAGGGGAGUUUCAGUUUUUUAAGUCGCAAUAUCAGAGCAGUAAUCGCGCCACUCACCGAUCGUAGGGUGCAACUGAUGAGCGAACUUAUAGCCGGGAUACAAGUGGUGAAGAUGUACGCCUGGGAGAAGCCGUUCAGUAAAAUCGUUUCAAUCACGAGAAAGUUGGAGAUCCACAAUAUCAAAUUUUCAGCGUAUGUACGCGCCGCGUACUUAGCAAUUAUGGUGUUCACUGAGAGAAUCACUCUUUAUAUUACCCUGAUAAUGUACGUUAUUUGGGGAAACCAUCUGAGCGCCGAUGUGACUUUUGUUUUGGCGAGUUAUUUCAAUAUUCUUCAGUUCAGCACUGCGCUGAUGUUCCCGCAAGCGCUAAUACAAAUGGGCGAGGCGAUGGUGUCCAUAAAUCGAUUGGAAGAAUUUCUCCUCAUGGACGAAGUGAAUAUGGAACGACUCGAAAUCACAUCACAACCACAAUCUGUGCCUAACAAAUCAUCUACAACAACCGCUACAGAAAAUAAAAAGCACGAUAGCGUCACUAGCAAUGGGACUUUCCAUCCUGCUCCUCAGGUAUCAUCAGAGUAUCCAGUCUAUAUAGAACUUCGGCAAGUCUCUGCCAACUGGAUCAAUGGCCAACUGCCGCCGACAUUAAACAACAUUUCCAUGACAAUCAAACCGGGUGAGCUGUGCGCUCUGGUGGGUGCUGUGGGCUCUGGCAAAUCAUCUUUGCUCCAUUUGCUUCUGAAGGAAUUGAAUUCUGGCGCGGGUAACAUAACAUUUACUCAAGACUUAUCGCAGAAAAGCGUCAAGAGCAAAUUGAACGUCGGUUACACAACAGAUAACCCGAAUCUACGUAUUUCCUACGCUAGUCAGGAAGCCUGGCUCUUCGACGGCACUGUGAGGGACAACAUCUUGUUUGACCAGCUUUACGAUAAAACAAGAUAUGCGCAGGUGACAAGCGUAUGCGCUUUGACGAAGGACUUUCGGCAGUUGCCGCAGGGUGACAUGACGAUAAUUGGAGACAGAGGUGUAUCUUUGUCCGGAGGUCAGAGAGCGCGAGUUAAUCUUGCGAGAGCGGUUUAUAGACAAGCGGACCUCUACUUGUUGGACGAUCCUUUAAGCGCAGUGGACACUCACGUAUCCAAACAUCUCUACAAAAAGUGUAUCACCGAAUAUCUAGCCGGCAAAACGAGAAUUCUCGUCACCCAUCAGCUGCAGUUUCUUAAACGAGCGGAUCACAUUAUCGUGUUGGAUCGAGGUUUCGUGAAGAUGCAAGGGAUCUACAACGAGCUGGUGGAAUCGAACAAGGAUUUUAUUAAUAUGAUGUAUAGCUUGAGUCACGAGGCGCAAAAGAAAGAGGAAGAAGUGAGGAGAAACUCGGAAAUGUCCAACAGGACGAUUUCGAUAAUGAGGCGUUCCUCGGGACUGUCGAUUAGAAGUUCUGCCGAGUACUCCGACAUCGACGACAUGAAUUACGAGGGGAACAGUCUGGACGGCGAGACAAUGGCGCGCGGUACCUUGUCCGGCAAGGUAUAUAAGGCGUAUAUGCGUCAUGGCAGCAACUAUUUCAUCUUGUUCUUGUUAUUGAUGUGCUUCAUCAUAAGCCAAAUCGCCACUACCGGCAACGACUACUGGGCCUCAUAUUGGACCAACUUGGAAGAAGAACGGUACAGCGAAAGUACAUCAGACGCCGGACGUGUAAACCAACAACAGUUCAGAAACCUACGCAACGACAGUUUCCUGAGUUUGAUCUUCACACUGAAUCCGGAUGGCCUACUCAGCUCCAACUCCGCCAUUUAUGUCUACACAUUCACUAUUCUUGCCUGCACCAUUACCACGUUGUCACGCAGCUUUCUCUUUAUGAAGAUUUGUAUGAACUCUAGUUGCAAUCUCCACAACACUAUGUUCACUAAUCUGGUGCAAGCUCGCAUGUCUUUCUUCAACGCCAAUCCUGCCGGAAGAAUCUUGAAUAGAUUCUCAAGAGACAUCGGCGUGAUGGAUGAAGUAUUACCUAAAAUGAUGUUGGAGACACUUCAGCUGAUUUUCGUAAUGGGCGGCAUAGUUCUUAUGGAGAUGAUAAUCAAUUACUGGAUGCUAAUACCGUUCGCGAUAAUAACUAUCUUAUUCGUGCUAGUGACGAAAAUAUAUCUUUCCACCGCUUACGAUAUGAAACGUCUCGAAGCCGUAACCAAAAGCCCGCUGUUCUCUCAAGUGAACUACACGUUCAAUGGUCUACCGACAAUUAGGAGCAGCGGUGCCAGCACUGAGCUGAUGAUGCAGAAACAGUUCGACUCGUUGCAAGAUUAUCACAUUGGCGCGUCGUAUCUUGUCCUGGCCGUCGCGUCGAUGUACGGUCUUCUACUGGACUUGAUCUCGUGCGUGUUCGUUGCUUGCAUUUGUUUCUCCUUCAUAAUGAUUAACAGACAUGGCACAGUACGCAGCGGCGACGUGGGUCUAGCGAUCUCGCAGUCGCUAAUCUUGACCGGUGGUUUGCAUUACUGCGUGAAAUGUAUCACCGACACAAUCUCGCUGAUGACAUCCGUGGAGAGAAUUCUUCAGUACACGGAUCUACCUAUAGAGAAAUCGACCGUCCCGAAGAAUCCUCCGCCGUCCACGUGGCCGGACAACGGAAGGCUCACCUUCAAGAACGUCAGCAUGAAAUACGACAAAGAUGAUUUGCCCGUCUUAAAGAAUUUGAACAUAUCCAUCGAGCCUGGCUGGAAGAUCGGCGUGGUAGGACGAACCGGUGCCGGCAAAUCGUCCCUGAUAUCCGCACUCUUCCGCCUAUUCAACGAAGGUCUGGAGGGUGAGAUCAAAAUUGAUGACAGGGACACGAGCAUGGUAGAAUUGUCGCAGCUACGCUCCAAGAUCUCCAUCAUCCCGCAGGAGCCGGUGCUCUUCUCCGAGAGUUUACGCUACAAUCUAGAUCCGUUUAAUCAGUACGAAGAUGUACUACUCUGGAAAGUGCUUCGACAAGUCGAAUUGAACGAUAUUGCGCUGGAUAAGAAUGUUCUUUACGGCGGUCACAAUUUCAGUGUAGGCCAAAGGCAACUCAUAUGUCUGGCCAGAGCUAUCCUGAGGAACAAUCGCUUGCUCGUCCUCGACGAGGCGACCGCUAACAUCGAUUCGCACACCGAUUCCCUAAUCCAGAAAACGAUAAGAAGCAUCUUCAAAGAAUGCACCGUUAUUACAAUAGCGCAUCGUUUGAACACUAUUAUAGAUAGUGACCGAAUUAUCGUCAUGGAUAAUGGUUCUAUAGUGGAAUUCGGUUGCCCAUACAAGUUGUUACACGACAAACCGGAUGGCUAUUUUUCGAAAAUGGUACAUAAUACGGGUAACCAAAUGGCCCAGAGCCUCCUUGAGCAGGCCGAGAAAGCUUGUCAGAAGAAUGACAAUCAUCGGGAUUUAGAUCUAUCAAGACGAAGUUCCAACGAGAAUGACGUCGCGAUCGACGAGAUUAUGGAACAAUCCCGUCUAUAGAUUUAUUUUUAUAAACGAUAUUCGUGAAAAUGCAAUGUCGAAAUGUUUUCUACGGAAAAUAUAUAUUCCUCAUCGAAAAUUUACAUAAAUAUAUAAGCACAGGGGAAUGUCAUGGGUAACAAUGUUCGACAAAAAUUAUGAAAAUCAUCAUGUAAAGAGAUUUCUGACAGUGACAAGAAAAAAAUGAUAAAUUAUGAAAAUAUAAAAUCAAAUGUGCGUGCACAUAUCAACGGCUACGUUGAGAAAACACAAGUAAUCAAUAAGUAAUCAGCGUGAUUAUUGGUCUUUACUGUUAAAUCCCUAAAUUUAGGCCAAUUAUGUUGGCGAAUUAUUCAACCGUUAUGUUUUCUGAAUGCAACUAAUCUCCCUAUAUGAAAUAUGUUUGUUUCCUACCUAGAUUUUAUUUAUUAUCUUAAAGUUUACACGAAUAUAGGCAUUGAUUGUAAUAUAAACGUCAUUAACUGUAAGUGAAGCAUUUUACUAUCGCUUGGAUUUUAAUAAUUAUGUUUAAAAAAUUACACGAUACACACACACACACAUACACAAAUAAACCAAAUGUCGUUUGAAUCGAU